GGAGGGCGGCUCGGCCCCCGCGACGUCACUCUCCUCUCCGCUCGGCCAAUCACGGCGUUGGAUGUCCCUGUACAAUACCCCGGGUCUUCCGCCUCUGUCUCAGGUGAACGGGACGGUUCCUCGGGAAGUCUUCUCUCCAGACCUGCAGCCUCCUUCCUUUGUCCAUCAUGAUGGCGAACGGCUCAGCAGACAUCUUGAGCUCUGCCUACCUUGCAGUGGAGUAUGUCGACGCGGUGUUACCCGAGAACCCCCUCCAGCCGUCCCUGGAACAUGCGUGGGGCUACAUGAUGGACAACUACACCAAGUUCCAGAUUGCCACCUGGGGGUCGCUCAUCGUCCACGAGUUCAUCUACUUCUUCUUCUGUCUGCCUGGUUUCAUCUUCCAGUUCCUGCCCUUCAUGCAGAAAUACAAGAUCCAGCAGGACAAACCAGAGACCUGGGAGAAACAGUGGAGAUGUUUCAAGAUGUUGCUGUUCAACCAUUUCUGCAUCCAGCUGCCACUGAUCUGUGGGACGUACUACUUCACCGAGUUCUUCAACAUCCCGUACGACUGGGCCUCCAUGCCACGCUGGCCGUACGUCCUGCUUCAGUGCUUCGGUUGCGCUGUGGUUGAAGACACCUGGCACUACUUCCUCCAUCGCCUGCUGCAUCACCGCAGGGUCUACAAGUACAUCCACAAGGUCCACCACGAGUUCACCGCUCCGUUCGGCAUGCAGGCCGAAUACGCCCAUCCAGCUGAGACCCUCAUCCUGGGAGCUGGUUUCUUCAUCGGCAUCAUGCUCUUCUGCAACCACGUGUUCUUCCUCUGGGCCUGGGUGUCUUUCCGCCUGCUGGAGACCAUCGACGUCCACAGCGGCUAUGACAUCCCCUGGAACCCUCUCCACCUCAUCCCAUUCUACGCCGGCACCCGUUUCCACGACUUCCACCACAUGAACUUCACGGGGAACUACGCCUCCACCUUCACGUGGUGGGACAAGGUGCUGAACACCGACAACCAGUACAACAAACACCUGGUGAAACAGGGAAUCAAGAAGGAGGAGUAAACCGCUCACACCUGUGUUCACACUCCUCCUGUGUGGGGAGGAGGGAGUGAGUGUCACAGUGAGCACACACACACAGAUUGUGUCAGUGCACAAUCAAACACACACACACACACACACACACACUAAAGGUGUACUUUAAAUGAAUAGUCUCUGCUGUGAUUUGGAUUCUGAGUCAGCCUGCCUGUUGUCUUCAGUCCACCCUCUGUGCCUCUCUGUGAAAACAGCUGUUGUUGUUGUGUGCUGCUCGCUGAAUAAAAACCAUCAACAUCCUCA
Pleuronectes platessa (European plaice) is the source of this 1316-nucleotide messenger RNA. It is a transcript of the gene msmo1, whose product is annotated as methylsterol monooxygenase 1. Gene Ontology annotation, molecular function: iron ion binding; C-4 methylsterol oxidase activity. The transcript is spliced from 6 exons. Gene Ontology annotation, biological process: sterol biosynthetic process. Bases 168 to 1043 code for a protein of 291 amino acids. The record is from RefSeq and is a predicted model, not a curated record. Lineage: Eukaryota; Metazoa; Chordata; Actinopteri; Pleuronectiformes; Pleuronectidae.